Molecule: messenger RNA, 2854 nt
Organism: Rhopalosiphum padi (bird cherry-oat aphid)
Lineage: Eukaryota; Metazoa; Arthropoda; Insecta; Hemiptera; Aphididae
Exons: 4
Coding region: 193-1338 (381 amino acids)
Source: RefSeq, a predicted model, not a curated record
AUGUAACUCCGUUGUUAUUGAAAUAUACUAUAACAUGUGUCUAAUUUGUACACUCUUCCGUGUCUUGAAUAUGAACAAUAUGCAUGGUCUUCUUGAAAUAAUAUAAAAUUCUGUCGUUUAUCUCAUUCGAAUGCGAUGAGCGACUACGUAAAGGAGUAAUAAGCGCCCAAAUACUGAAAUAUAGGUAAUAUUAUGUUAUUAUUAUUUGGGAACAUGGAAAAGGUUAUACUUUCGCUGUUGAUAUUCGUCUGUCAUUCCCGUCAGAUGCCACAGCUCGACGUAGACGUAUUUACUACAACAGAGACGACCGAUACUACCACUGAAAAUACCAAGAGCUUGGAAAAAAUUCCACGAGUUACCGAAGAAACCAAAAGUUUGGAAAAAAUUUCUCUAGUUACCGAAGACACUGCGGUUUCGGUUCAAACUACCGUUAACUUUUCGUCGUAUAGUCCUAGUGUGGUUUUCGAAGACUUCAAGCCCAGCAAUUAUUACAGGCCCGACGGUAAUCCUAUAUUCGAAAAACCUAGUCCACAAGUCACUAACAAAGUUUUCCACAAACCUGAAUACUUCGCAAGACCCAAUAAACAAACAUAUCAAUUGCCACCAAAACCGAAUGACAGUAAUGUAGUUUUUCCCCAAGCGACCCAAGAACAUUACUACCAAUAUUCACAUCACGACAAUCGAUCUAACGGGCCGGAGUCUAGGGGCCCGUAUAAGUUUACCGAAGUCUUACCUCAGCCGCAGUCCAAGCCGAUGAAACACGAUUUUGGAGGGACGCAGCACACUAGUGCUUACGACUACAACUCCUACGAAAGGCAUUUCGGCAAAUAUCACGGGAACGAGAUGUCACAAUAUUCAGACAUAAUACACGAACCACCAAAAAUUUAUCACAGCGUCACGACACAUAAAAAAGACCCCUGGAAGAGCAUGCUCAAGGUGUUGGCCACUAUUCUGCCGGUUGGUCUGUUGCUUGCUUCUUUUCCGCCGACCGUCAUCAAAGUGGAUUCCAAACAAUACCCCUACCAGUUCCAAAAGAAUUCGUCGACAUUCAGCCCAAAUGUUAUUACAGGGAAGAACUCGUAUAAGGCAUUGAGAAAGACGAGCACGGGAUUGAAAACUGACGGAGAAGACAAAUCGCCUGGAUAUUUAGACGAUUGUUUAAAAAAAAAAAUAUGCGAAACUCUAAAGAGUAACUAUUCGCAUAUUGAAUUGGAAACUCUACAGCAAAAUUAUCAGUUAAACUGGACCGUGGACAAUAGCCCAACGAUGGUGGAAAUCGCUAAAGCAGCCGCGUCCGCAGAGCCGGAAUCGUGUCAAGUAUUCGUUUGCAGUGAUUGAACAAGCUGGGCGUCGCUGUUGUGUUGUAUAUUAUAUAUAGUAUAUAUAUGUAUUAUUAUAUAUAGGUACUGUCUGCAAUAAUAAUAAUAAUAAUAAUAAUAAUAAUAAUAUAAUAUACCUGGUAGCAUGUAUAUGUAUAGGUACAUUUUUAUGAUAUCAACACGGUAACCACAAUUUUUAUGUAUACCGUUCGGACCGCGAGAAUUCCAUUAAUGCACGGAAUGCAGACACGUUUUAAUGGCUGGUUAUCGGAAGUUGACUUGGCCCUGGGCGAACUUUCGUUCCACGAUAACCAUAAAUAAAUAAUAAUAAAAAAUUAAAUCUGCUGGAUAAAUUUCGUCUAAGAAUGUGGUUGAUGACACAUUCUUAUACAUAACGGAUUACGGAUAUCGCUUUCUUUUGUGGCUUUUGACGCGAUCCUCAAUCAUACAGACGAACAAGAAUUAUAAUUAUAGGCACACUUUUAAGUUUUAAUGCAAUUAAUAUUAAACUUAUAUGCACAAAUCAAGUAUAUAUGUAGUAUAAUUAUAUGUAUUCUAAUAAACGGUAGAUACCUACGUACAAUAUUUUUUAUUACAAUACUUAAACCGGAUGGAAAUUCGAAAAUCGUAGAUUUUUACACUGCAUAUUAUAUUUAUAUUAUAUCAUUUGGCCCAAAUUGAUAUAUUAUUUGCAUUUUCGGGAUUGUAUUAUGUUAUUAUACGUCAUUAUAUCUUAUAACUAUAGACGUAGAAUAUUGUGUGUUUACAUUAUUGUGCACUUUUUUUUUUUUUUGCUUCAAAGCAUUAAGUAUUAAAUCACCUGUUACUGAUAGUAAAUUCUCGCGAAACGUAUUCAUCGAUAAAAAUCCAUCAUUGCUAUCAAACUGUAAUAAAAUUUCAUAUUUUUUGGUCGACUUAAAAUCGUCUAUGGUUAAUACAAUUUUUUUUUUCUAAUAUCUUUAGUCUUCAUUGUGUGUACAAUGAUUGUCUAAUCGAAAUAUUACUUGUUACGCUGCUAUAUAGUAUAAUUAUUAAGACACGACGUAAACUCCAAAAUCCCAAAUGAAUAAUAUAUACUUGACACAAAUAUUUGAAUUUAUUACCAAACGAGUACUACUCACGUCUACACGUCAUACAAUGCAAUGCGGUUAUAUACAUUUUCAUAUGCACAUAAAUUCGAUUUCGUCUGCCGAUCGUUUCGAUAAAACAUUUAACGGAGUCUAACGUACCUAUUUAAUGUAAGUAGCACGAAAAAGUAAAACCGAAAAGCAACACGCGCAGACACGCUUAACUGAGAAAUUAAAUAACUCUCCAGCGAUUAUAAGUACAUUCCUCUCUCUUCAGACAUUGUAGAUUUUACGUUAUGAUUUAAUAUCUUGUCAUGUGUACUAUGCAAGUGCAUAUUAAGGUCGACAUUAAAUCUUUUAGAAGGUUUUUAAUAAAAUGGUCAAUACCUAUUCACCAAAUUGUACACGUCUCAUCAUUCUAUUAUCAUUGAUUAAAAAUAUAAUAUUUUUUACUAAUGCAUCUUUAUA